UCCUCUAUGCCAACUGAAUGCAUUAUAAAUACCUUUAUACACAAUGCAACUAUGCAAGCCUAUAAGUUGAUCAACCUAUACCGAAGGUGACUAGCACCCCCUUCCAAUCUUUCAUGCUACAUUACCAUUUGUCAUGGAAAAACACAAUUAUUACCUAGUCGUUCUUUCUCUUCUCCUAGCCAUUCUCCAACGCUCGAUCAUCUCUAAAGCUCAAACAAACAACCACACAACCACCGUACCUCGGCAUCCCCUAGAUCCGGUGACGGCCGAGGAGAUAAAUCAAGCACGAACCAUACUAUCCUCCUAUGCGGCUAAUAAGGCCUUGACUAUAUACUCACUAACUUUAGAUGAGCCUCCAAAAUCUAAAGUACUUAGUUGGAGGCAAGGUGAUCCUUUGUCUCCUAGAAAGAUAUCUGUCAUUGCACGAUUUGGAGGUGGACCUAUACGACUGCUCACUGUGGACUUGAGAUUGCGCCGUGUUCGUCGAGUUGAGAAUGAGCCACCAUCAGGGUACCCAAUUCCAACAUCUGAUGAAAUUAUGGCUUCAAUGAGUGCACCCUUUACUAGUGUUGAGUUCAAUAAGAGCAUCAUCAAACGUGGAGUUGACUUGGGGGAUGUGAAUUGUGAACCCUUUGCUCCAGGGUGGUUUGGUAAGAAGGAAGAAAAAAGGAGGAUAAUAAAGGUACAAUGCUUCUCCACAAAAGACACUAUUAAUUUCUACAUGAAACCUAUUGAAGGGUUAACAGUAGUUGUUGACUUAGACACAAAUCAAGUAGUAGGAAUAUCCGAAUCCGAUCAUGCAAAUCGGAUCCCCAUUCCUAAGGGUAUCGAUUCGGACUAUCGUUUCUCAGUCCAAAAGAACACCCACAAAAAAAUCAAACCCAUUAACCCGAUAUCCAUGGAGCAGCCCAAAGGUCCAAGUUUCACCGUGGAAAAUAACCAUUUGAUCAAAUGGGGAAAUUGGGAAUUUCACCUCAAACAUGACCCGAGAGCGGGUUUAACCGUCUCUCGGGCCAUGUUUGAAGACCCGGAUAAUGGAGAGUUGAGAAGUGUAAUGUAUAAAGGGAUGGUUUCUGAGUUAUUUGUACCAUAUAUGGAUCCAACUGAAGCAUGGUAUUUUAAGACAUAUAUAGAUGUGGGUGAUUAUGGGCUUGGAUUAUCGACAAGGUCACUUGAACCACUUAAUGAUUGCCCUAGGAAUGCAUAUUAUAUGGAUGCGGUACUUUCAACAACUCAUGGAAAACCUUUUGUUCGAUCCAAUGUAAUUUGUAUAUUCGAGAGAUAUGCAGGUGAUAUUGCAUGGCGUCAUACAGAGACUGGUAUUGCUGGACAACAGUUUCGUGAAGUGAGACCGAAGGUGACUCUUGUAGCUAGAAUGGUACCAACAAUAGGUAACUAUGAUUACAUCAUAGAUUGGAUAUUUCAGGGUGACGGAGUAAUAAAAACUGAGGUUGCGUUAAGUGGUAUUCCAGUUAUUAAGGGCACAAUAUACAAGAAUACGAAGGAAGUGCCUGAGGAAAAGUACCUCUACGGUCCUUUAGUAUCUGAAAAUAGCAUUGGAGUUAUCCAUGAUCACUACGUUGCAUUCUAUCUUGAUAUGGAUGUAGAUAGUCCGGAUAACUCAUUUGUAAAGGUGGAUAUUCGAAGACAAGAAACUUCACCAGGGGAAUCACCAAGAAAGAGCUACCUAAAAGCUACGAGAAAUGUUGCUAAAACUGAAAAAGAUGCACAAAUCAAGCUUAACAUAUAUCAACCAUCAGAAUAUCAUGUCAUCAACCCGAAUAAGAAGACACGAGUUGGAAAUCCAGUUGGUUAUAGACUAAUACCCGGUUCUAAUGCAGCAAGCUUGCUGGAUUUAGAGGAUCCGCCUCAGAAGAGAGCAGCAUUCACCAAUAACCAAAUAUGGGUCACACCAUAUAACAAAAGUGAGAUGUGGGCUGGUGGGUUAUUUGUUUGGCAAAGCCAUGGGGAUGACACUCUUGCAACUUGGACUAAAAGGGACAGAGCUAUAGAGAACAAAGAUAUUGUUGUUUGGUACGUCGUAGGCCUUCAUCAUAUACCAUGUCAAGAAGAUUUUCCAAUCAUGCCAUCUGAAAGUGUGGGUUUUAGAUUGAAACCAGUUAACUUUCUCAGCCAAAACCCAAUACUUGGAAUUCCACCAUAUUUUCCAAAUGAUCUACCUGUUUGCCAAGCUAAUGAGCAUACUUGAGUAUGCAUAUUAAGGUGGAAAUUAAAGGAGAGAUUAUUAUAUAUGUAUGGUUGUAUGUAGUUGUAGAGACUGGACUCUGGAGACUCAUACAUAUUAUAGGUUAAGAUAAUAUAUUUAAGGAAUAAUUUACGGCAUGUAGUUGUACAAGUAAUAUUGUAUUAGUAUUGCAAUUUCGUGUGAUGUAAAACAUUUAUUAUAAUUAUACAAAGUAUGUCGUUACUCGUUUUGUAAUCAUUUGGCUGGCUUAUUUUUUUUUUCUUCAUUCGCUGAACUUGAAAA
Beta vulgaris subsp. vulgaris (sugar beet) is the source of this 2488-nucleotide messenger RNA. RefSeq names its product amine oxidase [copper-containing] gamma 1. Gene Ontology annotation, biological process: amine metabolic process. The record is from RefSeq and is a predicted model, not a curated record. Bases 134 to 2209 code for a protein of 691 amino acids. NCBI's taxonomy places the organism in Eukaryota, Viridiplantae, Streptophyta, Magnoliopsida, Caryophyllales, Amaranthaceae. The transcript is spliced from 5 exons. Gene Ontology annotation, molecular function: primary methylamine oxidase activity; quinone binding; copper ion binding.